This is a messenger RNA of Colius striatus (speckled mousebird), 3129 nucleotides long. Its product is annotated as organic cation/carnitine transporter 2. Gene Ontology annotation, cellular component: membrane. The transcript has 10 exons. Lineage: Eukaryota; Metazoa; Chordata; Aves; Coliiformes; Coliidae. The record is from RefSeq and is a predicted model, not a curated record. Gene Ontology annotation, biological process: carnitine transport; transmembrane transport. Bases 248 to 1921 code for a protein of 557 amino acids. Gene Ontology annotation, molecular function: transmembrane transporter activity; ATP binding.
CGGCGUUGGGCCGAGCCGGGCCGGGCAGGGCCAGGCCGGGCCGGGCAGGGCUGCGGAGGCUCCCCGCGGCGCCGGCAGCGGCCAGCCCCACCUGAGGGGCCCGCAAACCCCACCCCCGGCCGCUCCCCCGCCGGCGAGGCCCGGCCCAUGGCUAAGCGUGAGGCGGGUCGCGCGGGGGAGCGGGCGGCCGCUUAUUGCCCGCGCCAGACGGGCCCGCAGGUAGCGGCAGUCGCAGCUCGGCAGCGACAUGCGUGACUACGAGGAGGUGGCCGCCUUCCUGGGCGAGUGGGGCCGCUUCCAGAGGCUCGUCUUCUUCUUCCUCAGCGCCAGCAUCAUCCCCAACGGCUUCAAUGGCCUCUCCAUCGUCUUCAUGGCCGGCACUCCCGAGCACUGGUGCGCCGUGCCCCGCGGCGCCAACCUGAGCGGCGAGUGGCUCAACGCCAGCAUCCCGCUGGAGCUGCGGGACGGGCAGGAGGUGCCGAGCCGCUGCCGCCGCUACCGCCUGUCCGCGCUCGCCAACUUCUCGGCGUUGGGGCUGCGGCCCGGCUCCGACGUGAAGCUGGAGUCGCUGGAGCAGGAGCCGUGCCUGGACGGCUGGGAGUACAGCCGCGAUGUCUACCACUCCACCAUCGUCAGCGAGUGGAAUCUCGUAUGUGACAACGACUGGAAGGGACCCCUGAGCACCUCACUGUUCUUUGUGGGUGUCCUGCUUGGAUCUUUUGCAUCAGGACAGCUCUCAGACAAGUUUGGCAGGAAGAAUGUGUUGUUUGCAACUCUGGCAAUGCAGACUGGCUUCAGCUUCAUACAGGUCUUCUCUGUCAACUGGGAGAUGUUUUCAGUGCUCUUUCUGCUGGUUGGCGUGGGACAGAUAUCUAACUACGUGGCAGCAUUUGUUCUGGGCACAGAAAUCCUUGGCAAGUCAAUCCGUGUUCUCUUCUGCACACUGGGCGUCUGCAUAUUUUACGCCUUUGGCUACAUGUUGUUGCCACUGUGUGCUUUCUUCAUCAGAGACUGGCGGAUGCUGCUGCUGGCACUUACAUUACCUGGGCUGCUCUUCAUCCCCCUCUGGUGGGUCAUCCCAGAAUCUCCACGGUGGCUGAUGUCCCAGGGAAGAUUUCAAGAGGCAGAACACAUCAUCCGAAAGGCUGCAAAAAUUAAUGGUGUUACAGCUCCAGAUGUAAUACUUGACCCUAGUGAGCUGCAAGAUUUCAGUUCCCAGAAGCAACAGACAUACACCAUUUUGGAUCUAAUGAAAACCCGAAAUAUCCUAACUAUCACAAUUAUGUCAGUGAUUCUUUGGAUGAUCAUCUCUGUUGGUUAUUUUGGACUUUCUCUUGACACACCCAACUUGCAUGGAGAUGUCUAUGUGAACUGCUUCCUCUCAGCAGUGAUUGAAGUUCCAGCCUACAUUAUUACCUGGCUCCUGCUUCGAGGCUUCCCGCGACGGUACUCAAUGGCUGCUGCGUUAUUCUUGGGAGGCUGUGUUCUUCUCUUCAUUCAGCUGGUGCCUUCACAUAUUCGUGCACUGUCUAUUGUGCUGGUGAUGUUGGGGAAAUUCGGGAUCACAUCUGCCUUUUCAAUGGUUUAUGUUUACACGGCUGAGCUCUACCCAACAGUAGUGAGAAACAUGGGAGUUGGAGCAAGUUCCAUGGCCUCUAGGCUGGGCAGCAUCCUCUCACCUUACUUUGUUUACCUUGGUGCCUAUGACCGAUUCCUGCCUUACAUCCUGAUGGGGAGCCUGACUGUGCUCUCAGGAAUUCUGACUUUAUUUCUGCCAGAAAGUUAUGGUAGGCCUCUUCCAGACACAAUUGAUCAAAUGCUAACGGUGAAAGGAAUAGAAUACAGGCCUGCAUCUAGUAGCAUAAGAGAUUCCAAGGAGGAAGAAGAAAAUCCAGAGGUUUUAAAAAGCACGGCUUUUUGAUGGGACUCCUGUGUACCUCCUGGUGGACUGAAAGUUAAAUGGACUUUUCUUCCAAUAUUUGUUCUAGAAAGGGCUCGUGGCAACACUUUGUUUCCUGUAAUUUUAACCUUAUUUAUUAAUUUAAGCACUGUGUUUAGUACAUUCUCUUUUUAUAUGAACAUAAACACUGUAUAGCCUUCAAUGAGAUUUUUUCAGCCACAGCUGGUUUAACACAGUACCAUGGAACAGUAUCUGAUCAAUCCUUUGUAACUUUGAGUUUAUAGGUCAGCUGAAAGAUACUUGAAAAUGAGUUCAAGGGCUGGCAGGGUACCUGGAUUCCUCACUGAACCUUCUCCAGAGCUAAAGCACAUCAAGAAGUGAAAAGUGCCUGAAAAAGCCGCUAAUUGGUUUUGAUUCCUUGCCUUCUGUCUCCGGACAGGACACUUAUUUAUUGUAGUGAGAGUUAUGAGAACGUGCCUCUCUGUGAUCUGACCCAAAUGAUUUUGCACAUGCUGAAUUUGUUACCAAAUUCAGAAAGAUGCAAAGAAAGGUUUUGAGAGUUAAUUCUAACUUGGUAUAUUUUAACUCAGCAUGGGUUGAAAGAGUUGUCUUGUACAGAGUCCUAGUAGCACUGAAGUUUUGCUCACAAAACUCCUGUGAUUCCCAUGCUGGCUGUCAGUUGUACCUGUGUGAUGAAGCUGUUUACAUCUGCCCCUGGAUGUGGCCUGCUUCCAGGCUGUAUUUAUUGUAAAUGAUGCAAAAGGUUUCAGCUGUAUGUGGAGGGAGUGGUGCCAGUUGGGGGUUCUUCCCUUUUGACGUGUGGUGGAAGUUUUAUGUCUAAAUGGUUUUGAUGUCCUCUGUGCAAUUUGGAUGACGGAAAUGAUUCUCCUGUCUUUGUUCUGUACUCCUCACACAUGCACGUAUGCACAGAACCAAUACAUGUAGGGAUACGUUUACUCUAUGCCACUGCGUUGACCUCGUGCUGGAAUGUAGUGAGAAGAAAAUGCAGAAUGUGUUUCUGACCACUGGCUCUAUAUUCUAGAGUGCCAACUGUACAAUUGCUGGGAGGUCUGAUAUUUCACUUAACUCAUGUAAUCAGUGAAUUGUUUUCAGAUUGUUUUUAAAAGAAAACAAAUCUUGUUGACAGUCUGCAAAGAAAUUGUUCCUUGUGUUGUGGAAGAACCCUUGGCAUUACCGGUGUUUCUUUAAAUACAUGAAAUAUACAUGUG